GAGGAUGAGAUCGUUCACAGUUCUAGUUCUGGCAACGGUUCUGCUGGUGGCAUCCGCCGCAUUCGUGCCGAGCACGAGCGAAGUUAAGUACGCAGACAAACAGUGGCUACACAAACAGGAGGAUCUGCUUCUGCUCUUCCGUCAUCUGUACCAGAAGGAUUGGAAUCCGCAGCUAGUGGCCUACGCAAAGAACUUCGCAGUGAAGAGUAGCUUUCAUCUAUACAACAAUGUGGAUGCUGUGAAAGAAUUUUGGACUUACUAUGAGCACGGUAUGCUACCGAAAGGAGAGGUGUUUUCCAUUUUCAACGAAGUGCAUCGUGAGCAAGCCGUCGCAUUGUUCCACUUGUUCUACUAUGCUAAAGAUUGGGAUACCUUCUAUAAGACUGCGGCGUGGGCUCGCUACUAUGUAAACGAAGAUAUGUUUGUCUAUGCACUGACCGUAGCGGUGACCCAUCGGGCAGAUAUGGCCGGAUUCAUCCUUCCAGCACCGUACGAGAUUUAUCCGUAUUACUUCGUUAACACUGAAGUUAUUCAACAGGCUCAACAGUACAAAAUGCAAGGAUACUACGGAAUGAAGAAGGUUGGCGAUGUGUAUACCAGUGUCAUCACGAGCAACUACACCGGCUGGUACAUCCACACUAAUCCCGAGCAGAAAAUUUCUUAUUUCACGGAAGAUAUCGGAUUAAACACCUACUAUUACUAUUUCCACGUUGAUUAUCCAUUUUGGCUGGGUGGAAAGGAGUUCGGAUUGUAUAAGGACCGUCGAGGUGAACUGCAUCUGUACGAGCAUCAGCAGAUUUUAGCACGCUACUAUCUUGAGCGCCUGUCCAAUGGUCUUGGUCAUAUUCCCGAGUUCUCUUGGUACUGGCCCAUAGAAACUGGAUUUUACCCCGAUCUACAGUACUACAAUGGUCACACUUUCCCGAGCCGUGACAACUAUCACGUCGUCAAUCAGGAAGAAACGUACCACGAAAUCCAAAUGGUCGAAGAUUAUGAACGUCGCAUUCGUGAUGUGGUUGACCGUGGCUUCCUGGUCCUGCCCGAUGGCAAGAAAAUCAAUUUCACCGAUCCUCUCGCCGUCGAUGACCUCGGAAAUCUUAUCCAAAGUAACCCCGAUAGCUAUGACAGUCGAUUCUACAAGUACCUAAGUAUGUUCUCGCGGAUCCUCAUGGGUGCUGCUGUUGUACCCGUUGAACCCUACCAGGUGAUCCCAAGUGCUCUGGAACACUUCGAGUCGUCUCUGCGGGAUCCCGUGUUCUACCAGAUUUACAAACGCAUAAUUCACUAUUACUAUCAGUUCAAAAAUCACCUGGCGCCGUAUACCUACGAAGAACUGUACUUCCCCGGUGUUAAGAUAGAUGACGUGUUCGUCGAUAAACUCGUUACAUAUUUCGACAAGUUCGAUCUGGAUAUUACCAACGCUAUCGAUAUCGAGCCAGAGCAUGACGUCGAAAAGAAGUACGAUGGAUUCGGGCAGAUCGAAUACAAACCAGAUCCGGUUGUUAUCAAAGCACGCACAGUUCGGCUGAACCACAAACCCUUCAACUACAAAAUGAGCGUCACCUCGGAAAAAGCCGUCAAAUCGGUCAUUCGAGUAUUCAUCGGCCCGAAAUACGACGAGUUUGGAUCAGUCUACCGUCUGAACGAAAAUCGUGAAAACUUCUACGAGUUGGAUUAUUUCGUGUACGAUCUAGUAACAGGUAAAAACGUUAUCACUCGUAACUCGCUCACUUUCAACGGAUACGUCAAAGAUCGCACUUCGUUCUACGAUCUCUACAAGCGAGUUAUGUUGAGCUACACCACGGAUGAGAAAUUCCCGCUCGAUAUGUCCGAAGCGCACUGCGGUUUCCCGAAUAGAUUGAUGCUACCGAAGGGCAACAAAGGUGGCAUGACGUUCCAGUUCUUCUUCAUCAUAUCUCCUUACUAUGAACCGAAAGUUGUGCAAUACACCGGUUUCGAUCCGGUGGUGUCCUGUGGAGUAGGUUCCGGUGCACGCUACUUUGAUAAAUUGCCUUUCGGAUACCCCUUGGAUCGCAAGAUUGACGAAACGUACUUCCACGUGCCGAACACGUUCUUCGAGGACGUGGUUGUUUUUCACAAAAAAGAAACUGAUGUCUACGUUGCCGUGUAAGUGACGAAGCACCUCCAGAAACCCUCCUCUUUUAGACAUUAAGUCUAUGAAUCUAGGUUUUCCACAGUAACCCUACCAACGUUAACUCAUGGGGAACCUAGGUUUGUCCAUACUUAUGUGAUACAGUUUGCAAUAAAAAAAUAUGAUCGAGUAAA
Molecule: messenger RNA, 2286 nt
Organism: Wyeomyia smithii (pitcher-plant mosquito)
Lineage: Eukaryota; Metazoa; Arthropoda; Insecta; Diptera; Culicidae
Product: hexamerin-1.1-like
Exons: 1
Coding region: 5-2131 (708 amino acids)
Source: RefSeq, a predicted model, not a curated record